AUGUGUCCUGCUUUCCAGCAAAGCGACUUGGAUUCAUUUCAAGCUUUAUUUCCUGAUGUGUCUAUUCUCUCUGGUCUUGGUCACGAUGCCGACUUCAAUCUAUUGUACGGUAGCCAUUCUUCGGAUACACCAGUGACACGUUCUAUGCACGAUCGCUACAAAGACACAACCACCUUUUAUGGGGACUAUACCUCGUCGCCUGCUGCUGACAGUGAUGGUGGUAGUGGUGGUGGUAGCAGUAGUAGUGGAGAUGGUAUGACAGCCACAGCAAUGCCAGAUGCGAUAUCCCUGCAUGAACAUCAACCAAGUUCAGGGCCAUCCACAUUUCGCCACGACACAGCCUCAUCAUCAUCAUCAUCAUCAGGUGGUGGUAAUGAUAAAGAGGGACCCUUAUUUUCAUACCGAGAAUGGCAUCAGUUACAUCUUCCCAAGGAGAAUGAGCGACGACCUAUCAAGAGGAAACCAGGAGCCAAACCAGGAUUAGUGAAUGGAGGUCGCCAGAUGAUUGAUAGCGUGGAUGGUGUGUUUGCAGAUGAUUUUGGAUCCAUGUUUGAAGCCCAUCAGGGCCAUCCGCCAGCCAACGUCUACAAUGAGAACGAGUAUAUUGAACCAAGUGGGUCACCUGCAGUUUCCAACACCGGCACCAAUGGGAAUUCAGGAGGUGGCAACCAUGCCAACAACCGAUUUGCUGAUAUCCCUGUACAAUCCCUCAAGGAAAGAUUCAAUUAUGCAUCCAUCGAUUGUGCUGCAACAGUGCGUGGCGCCAACAAAGAAGCCAAGGGGGCUCAAUCCAUCUUGUACGAAUCCAAAGAUCAAUACAUGCUCAACAAGUGCUCGGCCAACAAGUACGUCAUUAUCAACUUGUGCGAGGAGAUCCUUAUCGACACCAUUGUGCUCGCCAACUUUGAGUUCUUUUCGAGUACCUUCAAGGAUUUUCGUGUCUACGUGGCUGAUCGAUAUCCAACCAAUGAUUGGAAGCUCUUGGGACAAUGGCAGGCUCGUAACACGAGAGAUCUACAGGUGUUCAAAGUGACUAAUCGGAUUGGAUGGUUUGACAACAUCAAGAUCGAGUUUUUGACGCAUUACGGCCAUGAAUAUUAUUGUCCACUCAGCUUGGUGCGUGUGCAUGGCAUGUAUAUGUGGGAAUACUACAAUUUGAUUGAGAGCCGUGGUUUGGCGGGUGAUACGGACGAGGAUGCUCUUAUUGAGAAAUACCUUUGGCCAAGUGAAGUUCGUGACGAGAUUAUCCAUCCACGUAUCGAUGUCGCCAAUGAUACAGCUCCUAUGCCUGAAUCCAAAGAGGAGGAUCGGAAGCAGCUCCCUAUUAUUCCACCUAUCCCUGAUGAUCAGAUUUAUAUCGUUCCUGAACCACCACAGCGAGAAAUCACAGGUACAGCAUCGAUCAUUAUGGAAGGAGGAACCAAGACAAUGACAACACCAACAACCACCACGACGUCAACAACAACAGCUAGUGCAUCCGUUCCGACAAUACCCUCUUUUACAGAGAUAGCCAUGUCAAGUAACAGCAUUCCAGCUAUUCCAUCUGAACCAUCAAUGAUUGUGGAUGAAGGAGGAGGAGGAGGAGUUACGAAUGAGCAAGUGGAACGAGAUGACGUUAAGGAUACAAGUGGAUUGGAGAUGGAUGAUUAUCAAGAUAAUGGCAACAUGUGCAUGAUUUUACCCCCGACAUUGAAGGAAUCCAUUCAGCGGCAUGAUCAACCCAAGCCAACAUUCCAUCAUGCAACCACGACAUCCUUUGUUGGCCCAUUACCCAGUAAUCAAGCUGAAGAAACAGCAACAGCAGCUAUCAGUCGUGUCAUACCAGUGCCCAAAAUGCCUCACAAGGAUGGCAAUUCUCAAUCCGAAUCCAUUUACAAGACCAUAAUGAAACGACUUAAUGCACUUGAAGUGAACGCGACACUAUCUCAACGUUAUCUCGAUGAACAAAAUCGGAUGCUCAAUGAUGUACUACGCAAUAUGGAGCAACGGCAUCAGGAUCAGCUUAUUAUGCUUUUGGGACGUCUCAAUGACACUGCCAGUAGCAGGAUCGAGAGCAUGCGCUAUCGUUACGAGCAACUUUAUGACGAGCUUCGAUAUCAAUCAGAACGUACUACAAAGGAAAUGACCGAAAAGAUGGCUCUUUUGGCUGAUCAGAUUGCAUUUGAACGACGGGUUUCUAUGGCUCAGUUGGCUGCUGUCAUUACAUUGUUUGUAUUUGUGGCACUCUCACGUGGUACAUUGAGUAUCCUGUCACCUAUCAUGGAAGCACAAGCACAAGAACGUAAACGACGUGAAUCUGCAGAUCACCCAAGCACCACAACAACUACUACAUCUACUACUACGUUGCCUAUUGCACCCAAACCAUUAUCAUCACCAACGCCUCCUUUGCCUGAAAAGAAAGAAAACACGACCUUGAAUGAUAUACCAACGAUCAGCUCACCUUCUGUGGAUGAGGAAGAAGAGGAACGACGUCGUAUACGGCAAGUCGCUACGAUUUCGGCAGCAGAAGACCAUCAUCGACGCAGCUUUAGUGAAGGAGGAGAAGGUGCACCCUUGAUGCGUAGUUGGAGUGAUAUGGGCGUUUCAUCGGCAGAGAGCUUUUCACCAACAACAGAAGAAAGUCGAGACGAGCUUUCGGAUUUAUUACAACGACGCAAACCUUCCUGCAAUGAUGCUGUUGUUCCUCAACAUGAUGAUGAUUUGGAUACGCGAUAG
Messenger RNA from Lichtheimia ornata, 2715 nucleotides. RefSeq lists its product as uncharacterized. The transcript is spliced from 4 exons. Gene Ontology annotation, cellular component: membrane; cytoplasm. Lineage: Eukaryota; Fungi; Mucoromycota; Mucoromycetes; Mucorales; Lichtheimiaceae. The record is from RefSeq and is a predicted model, not a curated record. Gene Ontology annotation, biological process: protein folding in endoplasmic reticulum. The coding region runs from base 1 to 2715 and encodes 904 amino acids.